UAUAAACCUAAGGGUUUACUGGAGGCGGCCGAGUUAGGGUUUAGCUCCCUCUUUCGUCGGCUGCGGCGCGUCCUCUCUCGGCAAAGCGCGAGGUAGAGAGCCGCCACAAUGUCUGCGCGCAAGAAGAUCCAGAAGGAGGAGGGCCAGGAGCCGGAUGCUUUCGAGCUCACGGUUGCGCAGGCGCUAUCAGAGCUUGAGGGCGCUAAUCAGGAGCUCCGAGGCGACUUGCGCGACCUCUCUAUCAAUUCAGCAAAGGAAAUUGACGUGUCCAGCAAUCGCAAGGCGGUCGUGAUCCACGUACCUUACCGCUUGAGAAAGGCGUAUCAGAAGAUCCAACCCAGACUGGUGCGUGAGCUCGAGAAGAAAUUCAGUGGCAAGGACGUGAUCUUGAUCGCAACCAGGCGCAUCUUGAGGCCGCCGAGGAAGGGCGCCGCCGUCUCCAGACCAAGGAGCCGGACCCUCACUGCCGUGCACGACGCCAUUCUCGAAGACCUGGUUUACCCCACGGAAAUUGUUGGCAAGCGCAUCCGGUACCGCUUGGAUGGCUCCAGAGUGUUGAAGGUCUACCUUGACCCCAAGGAACGCAACAGCACCGAGUACAAGUUGGAGACGUACUCGGGUGUCUACAAGAAGCUGACUGGCAAGGAUGUGGCAUUUGAGUUUCCCGUGCAAGAAACGGCCUAGAACUCGUAAUGGAGCAUUUCGUUUUCUUGCUCUUGAGGGUUGGAGUGACGCAAAAAUUUUGACUUGUUUUUAAAGUGGGGUUGAAUUCCAGUUCCAGGCCGGUUGAGGGCUCGUCGAAUACACACGACUCGGUUCUUUGGUGUGUAC
Messenger RNA from Selaginella moellendorffii, 831 nucleotides. RefSeq names its product 40S ribosomal protein S7. The transcript is spliced from 6 exons. Bases 109 to 684 code for a protein of 191 amino acids. Gene Ontology annotation, molecular function: structural constituent of ribosome. Gene Ontology annotation, cellular component: 90S preribosome; ribosome; small-subunit processome. Gene Ontology annotation, biological process: rRNA processing; translation; ribosomal small subunit biogenesis. The record is from RefSeq and is a predicted model, not a curated record. NCBI's taxonomy places the organism in Eukaryota, Viridiplantae, Streptophyta, Lycopodiopsida, Selaginellales, Selaginellaceae.